Molecule: messenger RNA, 774 nt
Organism: Ruditapes philippinarum (Manila clam)
Lineage: Eukaryota; Metazoa; Mollusca; Bivalvia; Venerida; Veneridae
Exons: 6
Coding region: 16-774 (252 amino acids)
Biological process (GO): microtubule nucleation; spindle assembly; centrosome cycle
Cellular component (GO): centrosome; HAUS complex; mitotic spindle microtubule
Source: RefSeq, a predicted model, not a curated record
AAUGUGAAGGUCGAAAUGUCUUGGGUCCGAAAUGACUUGAAAUCGGAGCUGGGUACCAAUGAAUACUCUUCUCAAAGGAGAAUAUAUAAGGGCAUCAACUUUGAAAACAAAUUACUGGAGAUGGAUCAUUUACCCGAUUCUGGAAAUCCAUGGGCUAAUCAAGAUAAAUCUCUAACGGCCUUAAAGAAAGCUCUUCUUCUCGGUGAAAAGACUGGCCAUAUUGCAAAUAGGAGCGAGUAUGAAGAUGAAAGGUUAGAUGAAGAAGCUCAUGGUCAGCUCCCUUCAAUCAAACUUAUACAAGUGUUAAAAAAGAUGAGCAAGGCAAAAUCAGAGCUUAACAAGAUAAAUUUGGAAAUUCAGUGUAGAAUGCAAGAUAAAGAAACUAGAGAUAUAACUCAUCUGGACAUUCUUGAGAAAAGAAUAGGAAAAAUAAAGAGUUUAAAUAGUCAUAUAGAAUCUGUGAUAGAGAGUAAAGAUCAGCUGAUACAGCGUCUUCAGCAGCCAUUCCAGGGAGAUUACCUGAAGCUGGAGGCACAAUAUCAUAAAUUUGCUUGUGAAGUUUUUCCGCAGAUAACUCCUCUACUAGCAGACCUCACUACCAACUUGGAGAAUAUUGUCUGGGCAAAAUCACUUUCACUGAAAGAUGGAAGACUGGAUGCUAUGAUAUCAGAGUUAUGUAGUACCCUCAGUGCCAUGCAGACCAGCUUUCAGUCUUAUUGCCAAAUACAACAAAGUAUGGGACAGUUACAUAAUCUUCAGACAGGACACAUAUAG